AUGUACUCCCCCCAUUGGCCCGAUCGGACCGACUCGGUCAAGGAUGCUGGGAUUGGGUUCCUUGUACCUGCAGCGCACGUCGCACUGGUAACUCCGUGCGCCCGCGUCUUCCGUGCCAUCCGAUGUCUUGAGAGGGCGUUACGGCAGUGCGUUGUGCAAACACCCAAGAAGGUCGAGGAACAAGCAAAUAAGGAAAACUGUACCACCGCGAGUCCGUUGCUGGCUCAGGGAUCAAAGGUGGGGACUGGACCAGAGUCGAUGUGGAUUCGAAUCCUGGCUUCUGGUCGGCUUCCUAAUUGGGAUUAG
Molecule: messenger RNA, 306 nt
Organism: Penicillium cataractarum
Lineage: Eukaryota; Fungi; Ascomycota; Eurotiomycetes; Eurotiales; Aspergillaceae
Exons: 2
Coding region: 1-306 (101 amino acids)
Source: RefSeq, a predicted model, not a curated record